Molecule: messenger RNA, 4344 nt
Organism: Phyllopteryx taeniolatus (common seadragon)
Lineage: Eukaryota; Metazoa; Chordata; Actinopteri; Syngnathiformes; Syngnathidae
Gene: tsc22d2
Product: TSC22 domain family 2
Exons: 4
Coding region: 677-2623 (648 amino acids)
Biological process (GO): regulation of transcription by RNA polymerase II
Source: RefSeq, a predicted model, not a curated record
UGGCUUUUGCCAUCUUGUCUGGUGGACGAGAGGCAGGCAGCAGCUAGCAGCAGCAAGCAGCAAGCAGCAAGCAGCAAGCAGCAAGCAGCAAGUAGCAAGUAGCAAGUAGCAAGUAGCCGAAAGCUUCCAGUGGCUAUCUGUCAGCUAACAGCCACAAGUCACUUACGACACUAAGAGGCCAGACUUCAACGACUUUGACGUAUUUUUUUUUCUCUCCGCCGCUGGAUUAUACUUUCUUAUUCGAAGGACCCGAGAGGAAUGUUUACAUUAUGAUUCCACACCUGUUGGUAUUGGGGCAGGCGAAACUAGCUCACUUGAGCUAACUCGGCAUAUCGAGAAAGAGGGAGAGGUGGCCUCACAAACCCGGGCCUGCCUCCGAUUGAAGUCCCGGGGACAGCUGCUGAAUAAGUGCGACAAGGGGCUGCUUGUUGUGGACUCCGUAGGACGCAAGGGCGGCUGACCGGGUGUCAGAGAGAGGCCGGGGAGGAGUGCAGUGACUGGACACUGCACAACGUCUCAGGAGUUUGGGAGAAUCUUGGACUGUGCUUGUGACUUCUCAACGGGUGGACUUGGCGAGAGAUAAACGAUAUGGAAAAGUACUGUGUUGGUACGUCUCCGUUUCUCAUCCUCAACCAGUGAACUGACCAGUAAGAACCGACGUGCGGCGCUUCGUUUCAUGUGGGAAUACACUGAAUCGACAGAGCUAGCCAACAUGUCGAAAAUGCCAGCGAAAAAAAAGAGUUGUUUCCAGAUCACGAGUGUUACGCAGGCUCAGGUGGCGGCCAGCAACACUGCAGACGACACCGAGAGUCUGGACGACCCAGACGAGUCCCGAACAGAGGAUGUGUCGUCGGAAAUAUUCGAUGUUUCACGAGUCGACCUCGCUGUGUGUGAUAGGAACUCAUCCGAGGAAACAUUAAAUAACGUGGGAGACACGCAAGAGGGUCAGGCCGCUUUGACAGCUUCUGUCAAUGAGGGUCUCCCCAAUAAUAAAAGUGCAGUCGGCGGUGUUUUGGCCCCGCAUCAUUCAGCAACAAAUGUGUCUGCAGCAGCAGCAACAGCUCAGCCAAUUGCUGCUCCUGCUGCCACUGUCCCUAGUACCACUGUUGCUCCUGUGAAUACCUGCAGCUCUCGCUUCAGGGUCAUUAAAUUAGACCACGGUACCGGAGAGCCCUUUAGAAGAGGGAGAUGGACUUGCACUGAGUUCCAUGACAAAGACUCAGAUUCAAAUGGCAAUCGGACUGUGGAUAGCAUCAAACCAACUGUAACUCUUGAUCACAGUGUAGAACGGGACAGUGGAAUAGGGACCACCAGUAACAUCGCUCUCUCAAGCAGUGCUUCCUCCUCCCAGGCUUUGGAGAAUGCUGUGGACAGCGGCCACACGGCUACAAAUCCCACUCAUUCUUCUGAGACUGUGCAGCAAGGCUUUGGCUUGGUCCCCCAGAUUGGGAGUGGGGCAAGUGCCUUCCAGCCCACAGGUUACUCAACAAUAUCAUCAAAGCAAACGCAACACGCGCUGGUCAGUAUGCAACCUGCUGCCCCCCAAACUUUCCUCUCAAAUAACCUCAAGGGUGUGCACCAGGGUUCCCUACAGCAGAAGUCUCCCAUCCCGCCUCCUGCCACACAAGUCCAGCACUUUCCAUAUUCUAACCAUCCCGUGGGCCAGCCAGAUUACCGUCAACAGCAGUUUGGUUCAAACCCUCUUCCAAUAACUCCUCAUUCUGUGGGCCCCUCAUCUCUUAUCUUGCCAGCUGGCUCCUUAGCCCAGGGACUAGGGGUCGAGGCACCCUCUGCCCAGGGCCUCCUGCUGCACAUGGCACCACGCGGUGGUCAGCAGCAGCUGGUCAACCAUACACAGCCCUCAGGAGGGUUAGGCCUUGCUCCCAAAUCCUCUGCCACCAGCGGUGUCCUGAAUGUGCCUGUCACAUUGCCCACUACCACCAGUACCCCUACAGGUGGGGCGAGUCAGGCGCCUUUCAUCAUUAUUCAGCCCCAAGGGGCCCAUGGAGGUGCCACCACAGGCCUUCUCACUGGAUUCAGUAACCAGGCAGAAAAUGGUCAGCCCAAAUCUGAAGUCCUACCUCAGCCCAGUGGCAGUGUGUUGCCAGGGAAAGACAAUAUGAAGCCUUUCAUCACGGAGGGUCUCGGCCUUCCCAGUCCUGCUGUCAACAGCCUGUUUGGCAUCCAUAUAACCAUGGAUGGCGAUGAGGACAGAAACCCAUCUACGGUUUUCUACCAGGCUUUUCAGCCUAGCAGACUGCGAGAUUCAAAGCCUGUCAACGAUAGUGCAUCCGGUGCCAGCGUAGUCGCCAUAGACAACAAGAUCGAGCAGGCCAUGGAUUUGGUGAAAAGUCACCUGAUGUAUGCCGUCCGCGAGGAGGUAGAAGUGCUGAAGGAGCAGAUCAAGGAGCUGUACGAGCGGAACUCGAUGCUAGAGCGGGAGAAUGCCGUGCUCAAGUCAUUGGCCAACUCGGAUCAGCUCAACCACCUUUCCAACCAUGGCAGCACAUCUCCUCCUCCGCAGCAGCAACAACACUCAGCCAUUACAAACAACAGCGCCCCCUUGACCCACCACGAGGGAAGUCAGAGCGUCCCCCACCAGCCCAACAUCACCUCGGCGUGACCCACCCCCACGCACCCUAGCGCAUCCACUGAUCCACAUGCUCAAUUCCACACCUCUCUUGAGCAGAGACAAACGUAUACCGUCCCUACAGCGCUGCGUUACACAUGCUCCAUUUAAGGAAAAUAAGGACAUAAUCUUAAAAGAGAGCCGUCAUCACCCCUUAAAAAGUCUUAUUGUGCCUACUGGCUGAAGUAGAUGGCAGGACAAGGCAGAAGGAGCAUGCCAUAACACUGCAGGGGGGGCAACAAGUGGUUCAAAAGGACAGGGCAUCACAUGCGGGAAAUCCCCAGUGGGAAAUCGAGCUCCCGCAAUGUCCAGCAUGGCCUCUAGGCUUCCACAUGCCACAUCGCUCAUGAGGGCCGGAAGUGACCAAGGGAUGAGUCAUCAGCGGAGGCGUCCGGCGGAGCAAGUCGAGUGCCUCGUUCAUGAUAUGCUGCAACAAAAAGCUUAUGUUAGUUUUUGUUGUUGUUUCCUCAGAGCCACCAUCCUGUGACAUGUACCAUUUUCAUCAUUAAUUCACUUUUAGUAUUUGGAUUUAUUUAUUACAGGGCUGCUAUUUUCAUAAUGUCACAAACAAUGUCACAAAAGACAAAAAAUCUAUAGUCUUUUUAGAAUCGGUCAGGUUUUUUCGGUAUUCUCUCACAAACAAGUCAGUAAAUAGAGCAGACAGUUGGAAGAAAACACUAAAGCAGAAUUUACAUGAGUUGUGAAAUCCAGGUUGAAUGUAUAUUUUGUAAAGUAUUAAGAGUGAACAAGGUAUGUACAGUACAGGGGAGAACCUGAUAAGAUAUGGAAUAUGUGCUGGGAGGUUUUGAUAAAGCAAACUUAAUUCUCUAGAUGGUCUUUGUCUAAAUGGGUAAAAAAACAAACAAACACAAAAAAAAAGGUUAGGGGCUUGGUUGGGGGAUGAAAAGCUGUGAAUUUGUUGGACCUACUUUAUAACCAAAGACGCAAAGCUGUGUAAGUCUUUUUUUCUGUUUUCACCCCUUUAUUAUUAUUUUUCAACGCACACUUUCUCCCUUUAUUUUUUGACUCUUUUGCAUGACCUGCAUGCCCUAUAAUCAAACCACUUUCUUCAAGUCCUGUUUUUAAUCCAGCACUCAGUUUUCUCUGUCAAUGUGUUUGUCUGUGGCUAUAGUUGUGAUGAACGUGAAAGGGAACAAGUUCAGCAGGGGUCAAGGAGAAGUUGAGAAAAGGAGCCAUUUUUGUUACCCAACAGAUUUUAAUGUAUUUAGCAAAUUCAGCAUUCAGAUUUUGAUUGUAGCGUUCCAACACACCCUUAAAAAACACACGUACCAAUUUCCAAAAUCCAAACCACAAGGAACUAUUAAACAUUUCUCAACCUGAAGCUGGAACUCAGUCAGUCUUGAGAGAGAAUCUAUGAAUUGGGAUGUUCGUGUUCUGUCUUGUCUGUUGUGCCUCCUGUCGUCAGGUGAUUCUGAUGCGGUCUGUGUGGCUUAGAACCAAACCAAAAUACUUGGUGAUUGUACAAUGAGUUAUCUUGCUAGAGAAUGGACAAUUGCUUUUUUUCGGUGACAAAUUCAAUUAUUGGUUUAUGUUUUCUUUUUUGUUUAAUUUGAAGGAGAUGCUGUGUACAUACCAAGUGUACUGUAUGGAAGUGAUCACUGAGCCUUGGAGAAAAAUCUUAACGAUGCCCUUGUAAUGUGCUGUUCAGACAGUUUGUUUUCAGACAACAAUAAAUUUCUGUUUUAUUAAGAACA